ACCUACUUCCUGUUUUACCUCAGUUACUUUUUGAAGUUCAGAGUCAGGCAGCAGAUCUGAGAAUGAGCAAACACUGGACAGUCAUGUUGGCUCAAAUGAACUGUCAUUCAUAAAAUGGCGUUUGUCAGAGGAGUUCGCGAGCAGUCUGAAGAUAUUUUUAUGAGCUAGACCGCGCUUCUUUUCUACGAUAAAGAGCUCCCCUCUAGCGGGACCCAGCAUCAUCAUUAUGCCCGAGCUGUCGAAAAUGAAGAAGCCCGACGUCAAGGUGGUCCUCCUGGGAGACAUGAACGUGGGGAAGACGUCGCUGCUCCACAGGUACACGGAGAGGAAGUUCAAAGACACUAUCAGCACCGUCGGAGGGGCGUUUUUCCUUAAGCAGUGGGGACCUUACAACAUCUCAAUAUGGGACACUGCUGGUCGUGAACAGUUCCAUGGGUUGGGCUCCAUGUACUGUCGAGGUGCUGCCGCUGUCAUCCUCACUUACGACGUUACCAACUGGCAAAGCUUAGCUGAGCUGGAGGAGCGCUUCCUGUCCCUGACUGAUACUGCCAACCACGACUGCAUUUAUGCCAUAGUGGGCAACAAGGCUGAUCUCACAGACCCUAACGCCCAGCUGUCCCAGGACUCGGAUGGAGUGUCUCAGGACCAAACUGAGUGUGAGGAAGAAAGGACCGAGCCACAGGUGCUGUCUGCCUGCCCAACACCCCCUGCCUCCCCUGCCUCCCUCUCUGGGAUGGUCCUCCACAAACAGGUUACCCAUGAGGAUGCAGUGGCUCUUUAUGGGAGAAUACUGCGCUAUAAGGGCCUGGAGGAAAAGAGCAGCCUGCCUGCAGAGAAGGUGUGCUUCGAGACGAGUGCCAAGACAGGCUACAAUGUGGACACUUUGUUUGAGACAUUGUUUGACCUGGUGCUGCCUUCCAUCCUGAGGAAGAGAAACGAGAACCAGGAGUCUCCUACAGUUGACCUGGAGGAGUGCAGAGGGGCCAGCAGCAAGCGGGCCAAAUCUACCUGCUGCUAGAAACUGCCAAAAAGAGGCGGAGAGGCCACCGCACGCAGAGACUCGUUUUUAACAAAGGACAAUCAACAGGUCGGUCUGAGCACCAAAUAUAUACUGUGAUGGUACUACUUAUUUGACUUGACUCAGACCCAAUAGCAUAAAUGACCUCCUGGUAACACGCACGCACGCACACACGCACGCACGC
Messenger RNA from Seriola dumerili (greater amberjack), 1202 nucleotides. RefSeq names its product RAB20, member RAS oncogene family (gene rab20). The record is from RefSeq and is a predicted model, not a curated record. Gene Ontology annotation, molecular function: GTPase activity; GTP binding. Gene Ontology annotation, biological process: intracellular protein transport. Bases 227 to 1018 code for a protein of 263 amino acids. Lineage: Eukaryota; Metazoa; Chordata; Actinopteri; Carangiformes; Carangidae. The transcript has 2 exons. Gene Ontology annotation, cellular component: endomembrane system.